GUUUCAGUUUGGUUUGUAGACUUCAACCUCUGCCAGCAAACAUGCCAAAGGAAAAUCAAACAGAAAAUGUGGUGCGAAUCAGUCAUUCUCUCAAUGAGUCUGAGAAAGAUCAUGUGGGCAGCAGAAGAGAAUCAGUUCUUCAAUGUCUACUACAGCAUAACAUGCACUGUAAACUGGAGGAGGUACCCAAUAUUGCACUGUUGGGUUCAGGAGGUGGUGAGAGAGCUAUGAUGGGUUUAAUGGGAUCACUAGUCCAGCUGUAUAAAGAGGGUCUGUUGGACUGCAUGCUAUAUCUGGGCGGGGUUUCUGGAUCUACCUGGUGCAUGGCAUCUUUAUACAAAGAACCGGAUUGGUCCUGCAGGCUGGAGGAAGUGAAGAAUGACAUCAUACAGAGACUUACUGGUGGUGGAGUCAGUUGGAUGGACAAGCUGUCAAAACUUAUAAAAUACUACCAGAAAGACAAUUUCAGUUUGACAGACGUCUGGGCAGCAUUAGUAAUAAGUGAGAUUGUAAAAGAGAUAGAUGAGCGUCCUCUUUCCCAUCAGAGGAGUCAACACGGCAAAGAUCCUUAUCCCAUUUACAAUGUGAUCGAUAAGUGGAGCAAUCGUGCAAAAAUGGAAGCAGAUGUCUUUUUUGAGAUUACACCACAUGAAGUUGGCUACUCCAUCACCGGGGCCUUUGUAGAUUCCUCCUGUUUUGGAUGUCAGUUUGAUGAAGGGGUUACGAUCAAGAACCAGCUAGAGAUGGAAACGUUGUACCUGCAAGGUCUGUGUGGGAGUGUUUUUGCUGACGGUGAAAAAAUACUGAAGGAACUCUUAAAGAUAAUAAAGAAGCUCUUUUGGUUGGAGUCAGAUGCGAUGUGUAACCAGGCAUCUUCAGGAAACCAAUCGGACAUCCACUCGCUCAGCCCUUCACAUGUAAAACAAGUCUUCCAGGUGACUUCAACACUUGUGAAACUGAAUCUUAUGAUCUUCAGAGAUGAGGACCCUUCAUCUCACAUUGAAAUCCUGAAUGAAUUGCUAAAAGGAAAGCUGAACAAAGAGGAAACUGAGACAGAAAUUACCCUACAGAUGAUGUCAGAGGAAAUAGUUAGGAAGGGCAUUCAGGAAAAAACUCUGUAUGUAUGUGAGCAGUAUUCAGACUUGCUGCAGAAACAUCUGAAUUACAAAGGGGUAUGGAUGGCUGUUAUUAAAAGCAUUGAGUUAGUUACUUGUUGGAUCUGGGGCACAACAUAUAACUUUCUCUACAACAUGACCGCACAUGAGGUUUCUCCCCAUAUCCUAAAAGAGAAAACAAGGCAUUAUGAGGAUGCUGGAAUCUUCAUCAACUCUCCCUAUUUCUCAGUGUUGAGGAAAGAGAGACACAUUGAUCUGAUCAUCUCUCUUGAUUUUAGUGAUGAUGACGACCCAUUCGAGACAGUGGUUCAGACUGCUGACACGUGCAAAAAACUACUUAUCCCAUUCCCUGAUGUUCAAGUAUCUGAUGAGGACAAACGCUCUCCAAGAGACUUUUAUGUGUUUGAAAGCCCCAAUUCACCGACUGUGAUUCAUAUUCCUCUUUUCAACAUUAUUAAUUGUGCAGGAGAAUUUACAAAGUGGAAGAAAAGAUACAAAACCUUUCAGCUACCCUACAGCGAUGAAAUGAUCCAUGAUUUGCUGGAAAAAGCUGAGAUGAACAUUAAAAAUAACAAAGUGAACCUACUGAGAGAGAUUCAGAAAAUCAUUAAUAGGAAAUCAACCAAUCUGGGCUAAGGUUUGUAUUGUCACACUGGAGCUGUUCUAGAUCUUGGCUAAUAGAGGGCAGCACAGAGUAAGAAAGAGUAACAGGAACAAUUACUACACUUUUUCACAAUGCCUUUCAUUUAUCAUAUACAUUUUAGUGUAUAAUUGUUUUUUUAUUAUUAUUUGUCAUGAAUUUAAACAUUUUUAUACACAUAUCUUACGACACAAGUAUUGAUUACAUACUACCUAAGAUGCUAAUUUUAUUGUAGUUGCACGUAUCACAAUAGAAACAAAACAUCAUGUGAAAAAAACGUUCAAAACUAACAAAGCAUUUAUCGAUUAAAAUGUUUAUUGUUAAAUCAUUUAUAUUAAAAAAUUGUUCGUUUUCCGGACAGGGCUUAUCCUAGUCCCAGAGUAAAAUGCAUGUUUAAGCUGCUUUAAUUUCAAAACACCUUGCACUGAUGUAUCAUAACAUAUAUCAGUACCAUUGUUAUGUCUCAAGAUGCACACCAGUAUAGUUUUAGAUUUGUUUGUAAAAACUACUUAAAAUAAGUCCUGAAUGAAUCUAAAGCCUGUCUGAGAAUGUGCAUGGGUUGCUGGGAAACCGCCCCAUUAAGUUUCAAGCUUGAUCAAAUAAAAAAAAUGCUCCUGCAUAUAAAGCCAA
Messenger RNA from Paramisgurnus dabryanus, 2385 nucleotides. RefSeq names its product phospholipase A2, group IVC (cytosolic, calcium-independent) (gene pla2g4c). Gene Ontology annotation, biological process: glycerophospholipid catabolic process. Gene Ontology annotation, molecular function: calcium-dependent phospholipid binding; calcium ion binding. Gene Ontology annotation, cellular component: nuclear envelope; nucleoplasm; cytosol. The record is from RefSeq and is a predicted model, not a curated record. Lineage: Eukaryota; Metazoa; Chordata; Actinopteri; Cypriniformes; Cobitidae.